Messenger RNA from Arabidopsis lyrata subsp. lyrata, 727 nucleotides. Its product is annotated as putative glycine-rich cell wall structural protein 1. The transcript has a single exon. The coding region runs from base 77 to 496 and encodes 139 amino acids. NCBI's taxonomy places the organism in Eukaryota, Viridiplantae, Streptophyta, Magnoliopsida, Brassicales, Brassicaceae. The record is from RefSeq and is a predicted model, not a curated record.
UUCUUACAAUAAUUUCAUAACAAAACAAGAUUUUGAAGUAAAACAUAAGAAAAGAAACCCUAAAAAAAGAGAGAAAAUGAUCAAAGGGUUCUUGUUGGUUUUUUUCUUUUUAAUCACUGCAAAGACUUCAGUUUCCCGUCCGUUCGCAUGGUCGAGGGGUAACAUGCCAGGCCAAAACUAUCCCGGCGAAAGUGGGUCGGGCCGUGGGCCCAAUUGGGAGUACAACUGGGGUUGGGGCUCUGCUCCAGGAUCUGGAUGGGGAUUCGGAUCAGGCUCGGGUAGAUCACCAACAGGAUGGGGAAGAGGAUCCGGAUACGGUUAUGGAUCCGGAUCCGGAUCAGGUACCGGAUAUGGAUAUGGUUCUGGAGGUGGUGGAGCACGUGGUGGUGGAUAUGGUUACGGAAGCGGAAAUGGCCGGUCUGGUGGAGGUGGUGGUGGUGGUGGUUCCAACGGUGAAGUUGCCGCUUUGAGCCACGGUAGUAAGAUUCAUCCGUAAGGAUGUUUUAUUUGGUAAUUUCUCCCAACCAAAAUAUUUUGGGAGGAGUAUAAGUGUUUGUAAGAUUAAAGAUUAUUAGGUUUGGUACCCUCCUAAAUGUAACUUAUCUUCCUUUGUCUUGAAUGCUUUUUAUAUAGAUUAUGCGCUCGACAUAUCUUAUAAUGUCUGCAUGUUUUUAAAGUGUGAUCUCUUUUAGUGUUUUUGUUUGUUUCCAAACGCUUGUUUUGAUCA